AUGCUCAUAGUUAAACAUGAAGAAACGAUUUCAUCACAUGCAGAUGAUGGAAGUUAUUCGAAAUCUAAACAACAAAAAAAUAUGAAGUUCGAAAGGUGUAACAUGUUGGGACACGCAAGUCUCGUGUUAUUUCAUCUCAUCACCUUGUUACUACUACUUUCGAAUAGUAACAACAAGUUUAUUCACGGAGCAGUGUCAUGGAAACAACCAGACUAUCGAAUCACCACAGUCAAUCCUCUACAAGUAUCAACAAAUCCUGAAGGUAACAAACUAUACGAUUUCAAAACAAAUGCUCCCUAUGCUAUUGAUUUUGACGCACAAGAUAACAUGUACAUUCUCGAUUAUUCAAAGUGGGUCCUAAAGGUCAAUACAAGUAGUGGUACUAUAAAAACAUUAAUGGGAGUUGCUGUAGGUACAGAAUCUGAUGUGGAUGGUGUUGAUGGAACAACAGUACCUGUUGGAUACUUUAAAGACAUGUCAGUCAAUCCAAAGAGUGGUGAAGUUUAUCUUGUGGGAAACAUGAAAUUGAAGAAAAUUAACACCAAUGGUAAAAUUUCCAACUAUAAUGUCAAUAAUUUUGAUGUUACCAAUAUCUAUGGAGAUGGUGGAAUGGCAAUCAAUUCAAAAGUUUCGGAUAAUGUUGAAAGUGUUACAGUCAAUUCGAAAGAAGAAAUUAUCUUUUCUGAUAAGAACAGAAUAAGAAAGAUUUUUAAUAAUGGCACCAUAACCACAGUAGCUGGUACUGGUUCUCCUAGUGACUCACUCAUGAACACUCCAAAGGGUGUAUGCACCGAUUUAUCAAAUAACAUUAUCUUUAUUGAUUGGGGAACGAAUAGAAUUAAGAAAAUUUCAGCAAUUGAUGGAUCAAUUUCUGUAGUGGCUGGUAAACUUAAUCAAGUCGGUACUUUUCCUGCAGAUAAAUCACUUGCCAAUAACACAGCCAUUACUCCAGUGAGCAUUGCAGUGCAUCCUGUGAGUGGUGAACUGUAUUUUGCAACAAUGUAUACUAUUUCAAAAAUUGGCUCUGAUGGAUUGAUUUACAGAAUUGCAGGAAAUGGUUCAAUUGGAGUGGAUAAUACUGUACAAGCAGCCACUAAUGCCAUGCUUUCUUCAAUUAUUCACAUUUCUAUUGGAAAGAAUUCAGUCUUGUACAUGAUUGAUGGUUUUCGUGUGAGACAAAUUUCAUCCAAUGUUAUCACCACACUAUUAACUGAGAGUUCAACUUUCCCUCCUAAAUUUGUCUAUCAUUACAACAGUUAUGUUUACUAUACAGUGUCAUGUCAGAUAUUGAAAUUCCCAGACAAUAAUCCUUCUGUUGUUACUACCAUUCUUGGAUUGAGAGGAACUUGUGUUCAAUUUUUUGGUGUUAAGAGACAAGUUGAUAUGACUCAAAAUUACCUCUCCUUUGAUGCAAUGACAGCAUUCACAAUGUCAGCUUCAACAGGAAGAAUGUACUUUUCAAAUCCAAGAAGAAUGUGGAACAUUACAGAUGGCUACAUUUAUCCAAUGGUUUACAAUUAUGGUGAGAAUAUUGAUAUUAAGGAUGGUCUCAUUGAAAAUGACGCCUCGUCUUGCUUUGAUAAUUCUGGAAAUUUAAUUCUUGGAGAUAAUUUUAGAUUGAGAAAGUUGAAUACAACCUCUCAUAUAGUCAACUCAAUUAUUGGUAAUGAAAGUCCAAUGGUGCCAUUUGCUUGUACUGUUGCUCCUAAUGGAGACAUUUACUUUAAAGAUAAUCAAGCCAUUAAGAAAUUGGAUGCUUCAACCGGUUUGACAACAACUUUAGAUACUGUACUAGCAGAUCACAGAUCCCGCAAUUACAAAAUCAAGUUAUUGCCUUCUGGUGCUUUGAUUUAUACCGAUUUACAAUAUGUCAUUGCUUAUUACAACAAUCAAAAGACUACUAUUGCUGGAAGUGUAGCCACUGGUCCAUUUUCUGGAGAGGGUGGAAGGGCUGUUGAUGUUGUUCAAAAUGCUUUCCUUGUUGGUUUGACUGCUAACAGUAAGGGUGAAAUCUUCUACUCUGACGAGACUGCCUAUAUCAGAAAAUUAACACCAUACUGUAGUGAUACUUCAACCUAUUUGGAUUCAACGGGUACUAAAUGUUUGGUUUCCUCAUGUUUUGGAGUUGAUUAUAAUAUUAAUUCAGUUUGUUCAGGACAUGGUAAAUGUGUUUCGAAUGAUGUUUGUAAAUGUAAUGAUGGCUACUCUGGAUUAAAUUGUGAAAAGUUCACAUGUUUUGGCUUGAACAAUACAGAUCCAAAGGUAUGCUCAGGAAAUGGAACUUGUGUCGAUAUUGAUUACUGUUCAUGUACUUCUGGUUAUCAACCAGAAUGUAAAGGUUACGUUUGUUUCGGUUAUCCAAUGGACAAUUUUAAGGUCUGCUCCUCUCAUGGAAAAUGUAUUGGCAAUGAUAAGUGUGAAUGCGACCCAACUUACAAUGGAACCAAGUGUGAAAAUUACUAUUGCUUUGGUUUAUCUGCAUCUGAUCCUAAUGUUUGUAAUGGAAAUGGAAAGUGUAUAGAAACUGACACUUGUUCUUGCUCAUUUGGCUUCCAACCAAAUUGUUAUGCUCACAAAUGUUCAGGAAAGGUCUACAAUGACUCAUCAGUUUGUUCCUCAAGUGGUAAAUGUGUUGCCGAAAAUACAUGCAUAUGUACUAAUGGUACCAAUGGACCUAAUUGUGAAUUCCUCUCACUCUUAUUGGAUAUCCAAGGAAGACCAACUCUCAAAACUGUUGCGAGAAUAUUCACAUUGCUAGGUAAUCCUGUCGAUAAUUGUGCCACUAUUUUUGCAAGCAAAGAAUUGUCCUAUCUUGGAAAUGAUCCAAUUUGUAAAUUUUCAGCUAGUGGUCUGGAAAUUAUUUUGGGAUCUGGUUUCUCAAUUGAUAAUGGAACUUUCUUGCCAACUCAAUCAUUUGACGGAUGGAAGUAUGAUUUUAGAGUACAGGCUGGAUCUGUUUGUGGUAGCUAUGCUCAAACUUCCUUAACUCUCGAUUUUAGUUCUCAAACAAACUCUUUGCAAAAUUUGAAUUCGGACACCAUUUUGAGAAUAUCUGAAACUGAUUAUUCUCAAUCAUUUGGAAGAAGUAUUUCAUGGACAGGUCCUUCUGAUUUAGUUCCUCUCGUUUCUCCAAAUCAAAAGGUUGUGAUCAUUCCUAAAGGUUAUUGGAAACCAGGAAAUAAUCUCCCUGUUACAGUCUCCACCAAGACUUCUCUGUGUGGAACCAAUUCGAAUAGUAGAACAUUUACAUUCAAGACUGAUUCUACCGCUCCAUCCAUUGACAUCAUGACAGACACUCCUUCUGGUAAAUUGAAUUGUGUGGGUUAUGAUUGUUUAUUUGAAUUUUCUCUUUCACCUGCAGGAUCAUACUCUGCACAGAUCAAAUUUGAUGGAGAUUAUUCAUUGAUUACCUCAAUUUCUUCAAUUCCAAAUUUACAAAUUGCCAGAUUAUCAAACUAUUAUGACAGCACCACUUACUUGGGUGUUAAAUAUUAUGGAACGGUCAAUUUACAAUUGCUGUUCAAUUCAGUUAUUUAUUCUUCUACAUAUCCUAUGCAGUAUUUGGCAUAUGAAAGCUCUCAAUUAUUUAUUAAUAACUUGAACAGAGGUUUUAGAAAGGAUCAAUCUGAAUUGACCUUUAGUUUGGUUUCUCAAAAUCCGUUACUUCUCACGGUCAAUCCAGGAGCUCUUCCAAUCACUUACAAUUGGACCAUCUCAAGCGGAAACAAAAUUAUUGGACCAUUCUAUACCAAUUCAAUCAGUAUUCCUAAUCCAGGUGUUGGAAAUUAUUCUCUUUCACUUCAGGUCAAUAACAAUGAUGAAUUUAGUGAAACCAUUACUGGUACCUUCUCUGUUUUUGACACAGUUGGCGCAAUUCCAGAUGUUUCAGUAGAUAGCUUUACCAAUCCAUAUCCUUUUAUCAAGACUCUUGAUUUGACAGCUACUGUAAACUCUACAACAUCUGUCAGUCAAAUUUAUUGGAAUGUAAUUUCAGGUUCCUUCUACAACUCACCUGUUCUAUCAAACUUUGCAUUUUCCCAAAAUAAUAUCAAGACAAGUCUAUCCAUUCCUGUUUCCUAUCUCAAGGAGGGUUCUAAUUACGUUUUCGAACUCAGAGUGACCAACUCUGUUGGAACUAAUAUUCAAAGAUUCAAUGUAAAGAUGGAUUACAAUCCUCGUUUCACAUGUGAUUAUUUCACCAGCUACAAUUCUUCUCAAUUGAAGGUAUAUGAAUCCAAAUUGAUAAUUUCAUGUAGUUCUUUUGAAAAUAAUAUGGCAUCAUAUGUCGUUGAUUUGUUUGAUGGAGAUGUAAAGUUAAUGACCUUGUCAAAUACUGCUAAGAGUAGUGUUAUUGCUAGAUUACCUUAUUCUUUGAAUGCAUUAUCAUUGAAUGUGAGAGGAAUUAAUAGAAAUGGAUCUUACAGAAAGGUUGUAAAAUCAAUUACUGGUCCUUUCCUUAAUUUCCCUUCUUCUGAUCUUUCUGCUAGAGUUUCGUAUGUUUCCCAGCAAUGGACAAGUGUGAAAGCUGAGAAUAUCAAGAUGGAUACUGCUUCCUCUAUUUUAUCAUUAUUGACCUAUCUUCAAAAUGGUAAACAAACAUUCGAUGAUUUAUCAGGAUUGAGUGAUUCAUCUAAGCAAACCUUGACAACUGUCAUGGUUGAAAUGAUCUCUGCUUUAAAGUCUAUUACAACAAUUGGUUAUCGUGCUGAUGAUAAGAUUUCUGCUGUUCUCCUCUCACCUACCCUUAGAGUUGUCAAACUGGUAAAGACCAUCCUGCCAACUGUCUACUCCAAUCAAAAGUCCGAUAUUCAAUACUUGACUAGUUUUAUUGUAAAGGGUGUUGAAUCUGUGACUUCUUAUUAUUCAGCUAAUAUGGUCAGAGCAUUGGUUGAUGGAUUAACCUUCAAUGAAACUGUCUCCCUUGUACAAAAUGCUUACUCCUCAGCCGCCACUAGUGGAUUAUUGGGUCAAUUGACCAGAUUACAACUCAUUCUCAAGCCAGAUUUUUCACCAUUGAAUUCUGUUUCCUAUCAAUCACCUCAGGAAAUAAGUGGUAAAACAAUCACAUUGGGAGCUUCCAUCUCAUUCACAUUCCCUUCAAACUUUUACUCACAAAUUUCCUCAUCGGUUCCAUUUAGUUUGAUCAGCUCUCAGGAACAAUCCAAUUCCGAUGCUUCAUCAGCUACUGUAAGCAUUUCUCUUUUCAAAUCCGAUGGUUCAGCAUUUAAGGUUCAAGGAUUGACAAGCUUUAUUGAAAUUGUCUUUGCUGACUUGGUUUUCAAGAGCGAAAAUGUUAGUUGUGUCUAUUUUGAUGAAGUUUCGAAUGCUUGGAGUAGGGAUGGAUUGAUUACUACUCUUGUCAAGAAACAAACAGGUGGAUUUAAUGUCAAAUGUGAAACUAAUCACUUGACAGCUUUCUCUGUUGUUGUCAAUGAUGCAAUCACACCAGUUCAACCAACUCAAUCGCCAGCAAAGAGUGGCACCACUACUACAACUACUGACAAUACAUUGGCUAUUGUUCUGGGUGUGGUCAUUCCUUCUGUUGUGAUUAUUGCAGCAAUUGUCACAGUCAUCAUUGUUGUAGCAAUUGUUUGCAUGAGAAAGAAGAAGAAAGGACAGUCAACAAAUCAACCUAAGCUUACCAAACUUGACAGUGUCUAUGAACAACCUAACAUAUCUGCUUAUGAACAUUCAAAACCUCAUGACAUUUUGACAGAUACUGAACUUUCUGUCAUGUCUGAUUUCCCAUCAAACAAUAGCAUGUUAAUCAAACCAUUAAUGAGUGUUUACACAAGCACUGGUUCAACAUCAAGCACUUCUUCUAAAUUUGAUCCAAUGUCCAGAUAUAAGAAUCUUGUUAGAAUUGGUCAAGGCGGUUUUGGAAGUGUUUUCAAAGCAGAAGAUGCCAAGUGUGGAAAUCAACUCAAAGCCCUCAAAGUUAUCAAAUAUUCAUCAGUGGAAGAAUUGAACAACAUUUUGAAGGAAGGAAAUCGUUUAAUGAACAUUUCACAUCCAUACAUUCUCCAUGUGAAUGAUGUCUUGAUUGACUCUGAUCAAAUCCUAUGUAUUGAUAUGGACUAUUAUGAAAAGGGAGAUUUAAAUCAAUUUGUAAAGGUUGGUUCUGAAUGCCCUGAAAAUAUUCUCAAACAAAUUCUCUAUCAAAUGUGUAAUGCUCUCGAUUAUGUUCACAACACUUUACAAAUUGUUCACAGAGAUAUCAAACCAUCGAAUAUUUUCAUUAAGGAAAUGUCUCAAGAUAGUAUUCAUUUGAUUUUAGCAGAUUUUGGAUUGGCUAGACAAACUCAAGGAAGUGUCAUGUUUUCCUAUGCAGGAACUCCAUUGUUCAUGUCAACUGAGUUAGCUCUCGGUGGUAAAUAUACUGCCAAUACUGAUAUUUAUUCAUUGGGUGUGACAUUGUAUCAAAUUAUUACAAAGGAUGUAGAAACUUCAUUGUCUCACAUAUCGCUCACUAUGGAUACAGCCGAAUUUGAAAAGACUAUUAGAAAUAAGAUGAAACAAGCCAACCCUGCACUUUCGGAUGAAUUAUUGGACAUUAUUGUGAGCAUGUUGAAGAGAGAUUAUGCCACAAGACCUUAUCCAAAGGAUAUUCUCUCCAAUUCCUACUUCCAAUAA
Messenger RNA from Naegleria gruberi, 6633 nucleotides. RefSeq names its product protein kinase. Lineage: Eukaryota; Heterolobosea; Eutetramitea; Acrasida; Naegleriidae. The transcript has a single exon. Gene Ontology annotation, biological process: protein phosphorylation. The record is from RefSeq and is a predicted model, not a curated record. Gene Ontology annotation, molecular function: ATP binding; protein kinase activity. The coding region runs from base 1 to 6633 and encodes 2210 amino acids.